Daphnia carinata is the source of this 751-nucleotide messenger RNA. RefSeq names its product NADH-quinone oxidoreductase subunit I-like (gene ND-23). The coding region runs from base 26 to 664 and encodes 212 amino acids. Lineage: Eukaryota; Metazoa; Arthropoda; Branchiopoda; Diplostraca; Daphniidae. Gene Ontology annotation, cellular component: membrane. Gene Ontology annotation, molecular function: 4 iron, 4 sulfur cluster binding; NADH dehydrogenase activity. The transcript is spliced from 4 exons. The record is from RefSeq and is a predicted model, not a curated record. Gene Ontology annotation, biological process: mitochondrial respiratory chain complex I assembly; mitochondrial electron transport, NADH to ubiquinone.
GUAAAGUUUGUUCAUUUUCCGCUAGAUGGUGUAUUGUGCAUUUAGCAAAAUGGCCUCAUCGCGACUUCUUCAUCUAGCCCGAAAUGGUCUACUACCCAAAUCAUCCCUCAACAUGCAGUUUCGCACUGCCUAUAAAAUUGUAACAGAUGAGUUGGGGUCGGAUCCUAAGACGAACCAAGAGAUCGCGGAUCGUGCAGGAGAUCACAUACUAUUAACGGAAAUUUUUAGAGGUUUCGGAGUGACUCUUGCACACUUCUUUAAAGAGCCUGCAACCAUAAAUUAUCCGUUUGAAAAAGGACCACUUAGUCCUAGAUUCAGAGGGGAACAUGCUCUUAGGCGAUACCCAUCUGGAGAGGAGCGUUGUAUUGCUUGCAAGCUCUGCGAAGCUGUAUGCCCUGCCCAGGCAAUCACAAUUGAAGCAGAGCCCCGUGCAGAUGGCAGCAGACGAACAACAAGAUAUGACAUCGACAUGACUAAAUGCAUUUACUGUGGCUUUUGCCAGGAAGCAUGCCCAGUUGAUGCAAUUGUAGAGGGCCCUAAUUUUGAAUUCUCCACUGAAACCCAUGAAGAACUCUUAUACAACAAAGAGAAGUUGCUGAAUAAUGGAGAUAAAUGGGAAGCUGAAAUUGCAGCUAGCCUACAAGCUGACCAUCUAUACCGUUGAAGCUUUCAAUUAUAGUAAAGUUUCACUAAUGUAAAAUUAAUAGUAAGGUGGUCCUUGAAGGUGUCAAUAGAUGAAUACGAUACCAUC